CCCUUGAUCCACGAUGCUUCGCAAGUUUGCUUGUUCUGUAGUAAAAAGGAAAUAACAAAGGAGCCACCUGAAACCUUUUCCUAGAAGGUUUGGGGGCAUAACCUAAUUAUUAUUCCUUUUAAAUUCACUGUUCCUCCUCCUUCCUCAGGCUUCUUCUUCUUCUCUCUCUGAGCUUCUACACCACUUUUAUGGCAAUUGGACACUUGUGCAUCAACAACACACACUGUUUCCUUCAAAUAGGGAAACAAGAAGACCUUCUCCUCCUUGAUAUUGGUUUGUUUACUCUCAGUCUCGUUAACUCCAUUGGCACGAGACCCUAACCAAAGCUGGUGAACGUCUUUUCUCUGUGGAUUAGAAAAUAUGGGUUGCUCUGAGUGUCCUGUUGCCUGCAAGAACGUGAAGCCUUUACAGAAACACAUGUGUUUAACAAUCACCCCUCCACUGAAAGUUAACGUUGAGCUUGACUUCUCUGAUGUCUUUGGUCCACUCCCUGAAGAGUCAUCAAGUGAUGUUGUUUUCGACGAGCCUGCUGUUGUCCACACUCGCUCCCACUCUUUUGUUGGCCCUUCUUCCAUCUGUAGUCCUUGUUUCAAGCUCACCUCGCUUGACUUGGACAGUGAGAAAGCUCCAGAAGGAGACGAAGCAGAGGUUUCAGGUGAAGUAGGCAUUGAAGACUUUGAUAUUUUGAAGGUUGUGGGGCAAGGUGCGUUUGGGAAAGUGUUCCAGGUGAGGAAGAAGGACACGUCCGAGAUAUUCGCCAUGAAGGUCAUGAGAAAAGAUAAGAUUAUGGAGAAGAACCAUGCUGAGUACAUGAAAGCUGAGCGUGACAUCCUAACCAAGAUUGAUCAUCCCUUCAUUGUUCAACUUAAAUACUCUUUCCAGACUAAGUACAGGCUGUAUCUUGUGCUAGACUUUAUAAACGGAGGCCAUCUCUUCUUCCAGCUCUAUCACCAAGGGCUUUUCAGAGAGGACUUGGCUCGUGUCUACACUGCAGAGAUAGUCUCUGCGGUUUCUCAUCUCCAUAAGAAUGGAAUAAUGCAUAGAGAUCUCAAGCCUGAAAACAUACUCAUGGACACAGAUGGCCAUGUGAUGUUGACUGACUUUGGUUUGGCUAAGGAGUUUGAAGAGAACAAAAGAUCAAACUCAAUGUGUGGGACUACUGAGUAUAUGGCACCUGAAAUCGUUAGAGGAAAAGGACAUGAUAAAGCUGCUGAUUGGUGGAGCGUUGGGAUUCUUCUCUAUGAGAUGCUCACUGGAAAGCCACCGUUUAUGGGGAGCAAAGGAAAGAUACAGCAGAAAAUAGUCAAGGACAAGAUCAAACUUCCACAGUUUCUGUCUACCGAAGCUCAUGCUUUGUUAAAAGGGCUUCUACAAAAAGAGCCAGAGAGGAGACUUGGAAGUGGACCGAGCGGAGCAGGGGAGAUAAAAGAGCACAAAUGGUUUAAGGGAAUAAACUGGAAGAAGCUGGAAGCUAGAGAAGUGAAGCCAAGUUUUAAGCCGGAGGUAUCAGGAAGGCAAUGCAUAGCGAAUUUUGACAAGUGUUGGACUGAUAUGUCUGUGUUGGACUCUCCAGCAAACAGUCCAAGGUCGGAUCCUAAGCCCAACCCUUUUACCAACUUCGCUUACGUCAGGCCGCCUCGUUCAAUCCUCAGCCAAGCCACAUAGACUUUUGUAGAGGAACCAAAUGCUAUUAGAUGGGUUUAUUGAUGAUUAUAAAUAUACAUAAUCUGAUGUUGUGUUUCUAAGAUUCUUCAUAUCAUGUUAGAAUACAUGUAAGUGUAUGAAACAUAUGAAUAUGUAAUUAAUAUUGAUCUACGUUUGACCAAGAAUAUUUGAUUUGUUUAGAUCUUGUUAGAAGAGUGAAGGAAUUUUUUU
This is a messenger RNA of Brassica oleracea var. oleracea, 1875 nucleotides long. RefSeq names its product serine/threonine-protein kinase AtPK2/AtPK19-like. Gene Ontology annotation, molecular function: ATP binding; protein serine/threonine kinase activity. Bases 361 to 1665 code for a protein of 434 amino acids. Gene Ontology annotation, biological process: protein phosphorylation. The record is from RefSeq and is a predicted model, not a curated record. NCBI's taxonomy places the organism in Eukaryota, Viridiplantae, Streptophyta, Magnoliopsida, Brassicales, Brassicaceae. The transcript is spliced from 6 exons.